AAUCGAACACAUUUUACAGCUGACAGUUUAAUAUCAACACGGCUUUUGUAGUUACACUUUUUAUGGUUGGAAAUAUUUUUAAAUAUUCCUUAACCUACAGUUAAAUAAAUAAAUUAUUUAAAAAAAUAUUGGGAUUGGGAUAGCCAUGGGUCGUCCUUUAAGUACAAAAAAAGAAAAACCAACAACCCAAACAGCUAACAAAAGAAAAAGGGAAUCCAGCGAUGAUGAAGAUUUAGAGGUUACAGAAGAUGAAUAUAAUCCAAAUGAAGAUGAAGCAAAUGAAGAACAUUCUCAACAUGAAGAAGACCAAGAAGCAAAUGAAGAAGAUGAAGACAGCUUUGAUAAGUGCGAAACCAAAUACGACGACGACGACAAUGAUGAUAAAAAAUAUGGCAAAUUCCAAAAAUUUAACAAAGACAAACUUUGGAAGCUGAACAAGAUUUCUCACUAUAUUUUACCAUCAUUCAAUGUAUUACUUGAGCCAUACAAUCUAAAAGAUGUUAAACCAUUCCCACAAGUGCAAAUAUCCUUGCCACAAUCGGUCUUUGUGAAUUCCAAGUUUCCCGAGGACAUUGAUUUCUGCCAUCGACGGACAAUUGCUUUACAUAGUUACAUGUUACGACUGAAAGCUGUUAAAACAGCUUAUAACACUGCUAGAAAUAAAAAUAAAAAAGUUCGAAAAGAUGAAAAGAAAGGAAUAUUUGUCAGGCCACUAAUAGACUUUGCAGAGAGGCGCGAAUUUCAUCCCGACAAGUAUUUUGGACGGGAUUAUGACUUUUACUAUACAGGCGGAAAUUUGAGUGUCAACAAUAGAUCAAGUCAAAUUGCACAUGUUGGUGGAACGCACAUGAAUACUUUAUUUCUUUCAGUUAUAAAUGUGGACCAAAACAUUCCAAAACUCCACAGGAUAACCCACGUUGAUUUUAAGAGCGACAUCAGGGAAGAAAGCGAGAUCUUCGAAGUACAGUUCUCAGUAGCUAUCGAUGAUUAUAUCUUCCUUCGACAAAAACACUGUGUUUCCAUUCAAAAUUUCCGAAAUGGCAAACUCAGUGUUUUACAAAAUUUCAGAACCAAAGAUGUGCCAUUCAUAAGCUUCACACAGGACCCAGUCAAUGUCCAUCACUUGACUAUAUCGGAUCUUAUGCACAAAGUUCGGGUGUGUGACAUUGAGAAAGGAGUUCCAGUAAAAACCUUUAAAAUGAUGCCCAAAGAAGAGAUAAAAACAGAAAACAAUUGGAACAUGAUAAAAUCUCUAGACAGCCAUGUAUACUUAUACGCGGCGUGUAAAAAAGUAAGCUUAAUUGACACACGAUUGCCGGAUACAGAAUGGCAAAGUAAUCGCUGUGGAGUCACUCCAGAAACUGGAUGUUACAAUUUUUCCAGUCUUGCUCGAAGUAAAUUUGAGCAUCUUUUUUACGUCGGAUCAAAUCACAAGGCCUAUUGUGUCGAUCGGCGUUAUAUGGGCAAAAAUAUUGAAACUAAAAAUGGAGCAGUAGCAUCGUGGACGCAUCAAAUGAGUAAUUUUCCACUUAUGAUGGCUGCAAAUAGACAAUUAAAUACAGAAUAUAUCGCUUUGCAAAGUCCUUUAAACGCUGAUUUAAGAAUAUGUGAAAACAUGCAGGUAUUGGCUGAAGAUUCUGAAACAGAAUUAAAUGGAAACAUGUCCAAGAAAGCGCGUAUGGAUUUACCAGAAAAAUAUGUUUAUAAAUCCAUGUGCAUUCCGUAUAUGCCACCGUCCAUUGAGAGCAUUUUCCAUGAGGUUCGUUCGGAAGGUAAAUGCAUAAAACAAGGCACUGGUAUAUGUGAUCGUGUUAAAGCCUGUAUAACCGGACUUGAUUUCAUUGAUCAUGGGCCCAGUUCGUAUUUGGUUACAGCAACCAGUAAUGGUGAUAUAUUUGCCAGGCAUGUUUAUGAUCCUGAUAAUGUAGAUGUAAAACCUGAUACACUCACAGCUGCUGAGGUAAUGAGUGGAUUUGAAGAAAAUAUCUUCCGAUCAGUACGAAAAACUCCCCUAGAAACAACAGAAAUUGUAGAUCUAAAAGGUAUUUCUAAAGUAUUUCGGUGUUCACAAUUAAGUGAUAGCAAAAAAAGGGAAGACUUUGAUUUACCAACAAAGCGUACUCACUUGGGACGGUGGCAGAAACCCAUUAAAGCACUAUCACAGUACAAAGAUGCAUUGGCAGCUGAUUUGUUUUCGAUUUGGGACUUUGAUAUUGACGAGGAGAAGGAUUUGAAUAUAAAUUCACUUUAUCAAAAUCCAAAGAGUGAAUCUAAAGUUAGCGGUUGGCUGGAAGCCUCGGAAAACAUUGGCCAUAGUACUUUGCUCAAUAUGACAACUAUUCCUGCGGAUGUACUCAGUUCUUCGCAAUUUAAUAUGACAGACAUGUCCUUUAAUGACUUGCUCAACACAACAGCGCAAGCGCAAGAGGAAACGGAUUUAGACGAAACUAAUAUUCCAGUUAGAUCGAAAACUGCAAAAUCUGCAAAAAAGAAGAAAUACAUUAAAGGAUUUUAAUUUUGAAAAAAAAAAAAAAAUAAAAAAAAUACAAAUGUCAUGUAUCGUUUUGUUUGAUUGAAUUAAAAAAAGAGAAAUAUUAACGGCCAAUUUCUUCACAUAGGUCCUAAGUCAGCUUAGUACCCGGUCUAGCUAGACCAGGUCCUAGCACUAGUACUCGGUCCUAAGGAAAAGUUAGGACCUGAGCAUUUCUUCACAUAUAUAGGACCU
Messenger RNA from Episyrphus balteatus (marmalade hoverfly), 2725 nucleotides. RefSeq lists its product as uncharacterized. The transcript is spliced from 4 exons. The record is from RefSeq and is a predicted model, not a curated record. Gene Ontology annotation, molecular function: protein binding. The coding region runs from base 146 to 2515 and encodes 789 amino acids. NCBI's taxonomy places the organism in Eukaryota, Metazoa, Arthropoda, Insecta, Diptera, Syrphidae.